AGUGAUAUUAAGAGGUAGUUCAUAAAAGCGCACCACCUACCAUGCCUCAUAAAUCGAUAUUAUAGUAGGAGAUAAAAGGAAAAUCCAUUAAAACUCUGCAUCAUAGAUAAACGUGGGAACCUUCCUCUUCCCUUCUUCAAAAUCCUUAUCUCCAUAAAUCACACAUACAUCCCCCUCCUACUCUCCCAUUCUCUAUUAAAUAGAAACUGUUCUUUCAUUUUCACACUCAACUAACAAUCAUGGAUUGUUGCAACUCAGUUUCAGGAUCAAAAGGUCAGCCUCCCAAAAACUAUGUUCGCAACGGUAAAAUCAUGCUCUGUUCGGUCUUGGUCUUAGUCUUAGUCAGUGUCUUCAUCGUCGUGUUUUUCAUCCACAAUGGCUCCAGGUGCUUCUCCCUCCGUCGCCGUCGCCGUCGCCGCCAACAGAGACAAAUUCGACGGCAACGUCUGGCCCACCGCCUUGUGUUUUCAUCCGACAACUUCACUGCCGCGGCUGACGGCUUGGAAAACCAGGGGCUUGAAUUCAGUGUGCUUAAAUCGCUCCCUGUUUUUAUAUACCGCUCGAAAACUGGGGACCCACCACCCGAAUGUGCGGUGUGCUUGUCGGAAUUUGAAGAUGACGAGAGAGGCCGAUUGUUGCCCAAGUGUGGCCACAGAUUUCACCAUGAAUGCAUCGACAUGUGGUUCCAAUCUCACACUAAUUGCCCACUCUGCAGGUCCCCUGUUCUACUCCAUAUUUCAGAACCAGAAAAAUCGGACAUUGAACCGGGUGGGUCAGGAUCCGAAAUGGAUCUUGAAAGUGGAGUAAGUGAGACGGGUCGGUCUCUUUCUUUACCACAGAAGAACACGUCGGCGCAUUGCCUGAGAGAGCUGGAAGAUAUAGUCGCGGAGGUGGAAAGGAGAGAGCGGGGUUUGAGCUCAGCAGGGGAUCCAGACUCGACCAAGAAUUCGGGUAAUCGGGUUUUGAAUCCGAAGAAGGUUUGGAGCAUCUAAAGGAAAGCGGUGGAGUCAGAACCUGGUUUUGGGAAGCGUGGACAUUGGUAUUUGACACUUGGCUUCUAGCCUUCUACUGUUCUACGCAGUCUGAGGACCAUGAUAUUGGGCUUAUUGAAAUCUGCCAUUAUUUGGGCCUAUUAUUGGCCCAAAAAAGUGUCACACACUCGCACAAGUCAUAUGCUAGAGGGAGUCGUUAUUUACACACGUAAUUGGACUCAUUACACAUACUUUUUUUAAAAUAUUUAAAUUUACCAAAUAAUCCUCAUGUAAAAUUACUAUAAAACCAUUCUACUUUUUGCACUAAUAUUUGUUUUAUCA
Tripterygium wilfordii is the source of this 1313-nucleotide messenger RNA. Its product is annotated as RING-H2 finger protein ATL64-like. The coding region runs from base 240 to 992 and encodes 250 amino acids. The record is from RefSeq and is a predicted model, not a curated record. The transcript has 2 exons. Gene Ontology annotation, biological process: protein ubiquitination. NCBI's taxonomy places the organism in Eukaryota, Viridiplantae, Streptophyta, Magnoliopsida, Celastrales, Celastraceae.